Molecule: messenger RNA, 1355 nt
Organism: Notothenia coriiceps (black rockcod)
Lineage: Eukaryota; Metazoa; Chordata; Actinopteri; Perciformes; Nototheniidae
Gene: gbp
Product: glycogen synthase kinase binding protein
Exons: 1
Coding region: 125-526 (133 amino acids)
Cellular component (GO): cytoplasm
Source: RefSeq, a predicted model, not a curated record
CAAAUCAAAUCGGCUUGUCGGUUCCUGCCGAGCGGCUUGGUGAGAGCAAGUAGCGGCUCUCAGGCGAUAAAACUCGAGAAAACACCCCGAAAACAGCCUGAAAACACAGCGAGAAGCCGCCACAAUGCCGUGUCGGAAGGAGGACUACAUCUUCCUGGAGCAGUCCGUCACCGUGGACUCCAAAGAGGUGGACGCGCUGGUGAUUAAGAUCGGCGAGGCGCUGCAGUUGCACAGCACCAGCAGCCAGAAACAGAGCGCGUCCUGCGGGGGGAAAGCGAGCAGCAGCGGGGGGGCUCCGGCGCAGAAACACGGCUGCUGCAUGCGGAUCCGGAGGGCCAGCAGCAGGGCAAACCCCUACAACAUCCCCAACCAGGACUGGGACCAAAUGAAGCCGUGGAGCAGGAAGAGACUGGCCGUGGAUCAGGACGACCCGCACCGGCUGCUGCAGGAGCUGCUGCUGUCCGGGAACCUGAUCAAAGAGGCCGUGAAGCGGCUGCAGGACUGUGGGGACACCGUGUCGUCCUGAUGAAGAACCGCCGACCACACAGAUGUUAAUGUCACAGGACUGGUAGCUACGUUUUCUAAUUCCCCCCAGGCUGUCCUUUGUUACGUCAGCUGGACAGUUGUUUGAAUUUCCCCGGUGCUGCUCUGGACCUAUGCUCUGGACCCCAGGAACACUUUGAGGACUUUUCAUUAGCAGGACGUUUAUUUCACCCUUCCAAAGGCUACUGUCAUCCUCCCUGAGAUGUUGGGUGGGAAUACACAUGUUGUGUGUUUUCUGUGACUCCUGAACAAUGGUUGAGGCACAGGAACUCAAAACUGGUUCACUUCUUAUUGUGGUUUCGAAAGGGGGGUUGGGAGGUUUUUCUAGCCAUUCCCUGCUGUGGUAGACUGUUAUGAUGGGGGUUGGGUGGUUAGAAGUCCCAUUUUGUUUACAAUCUAAUGCUGGGUGUUAAUAGCUGCUGUGCAGAGAGGAAGUGCCCCCUCCUCAUUUCAUUUCAAAUCGGGUUGUUCAGGGGUCUUUUCUGUUGGCAUUCAACGCAGGACCCCCCCUCCCCCUCCUGAACCUCUGUCAACAGCAGCUCCACAUUGCUCCUCUAGAUCCAUAUCCUGUCAACAUCAGACAUGUGGGGGGCUUUCAGUGAUGUAACCUUGUUUGUGAAAGGUCGGCCGUCACACCUGUGGUGCUUUCACCUUUUUGGAAUUCCUUCUGAGUUUGUUUUUUGUAUUUGUUUCGUCUCGGCGUAAAAGAAAGACGGCCACCACCGCUUCGUACCGAAGUAUCUGAUCAUGUUCCUGAGUUAUUCAGGGCCUUUUUUUGUUGUCUUAAUAAAACUCAUUUUUGUUAUUCCAAA